Homalodisca vitripennis (glassy-winged sharpshooter) is the source of this 744-nucleotide messenger RNA. RefSeq names its product piggyBac transposable element-derived protein 4-like. Bases 1 to 744 code for a protein of 247 amino acids. The transcript has a single exon. NCBI's taxonomy places the organism in Eukaryota, Metazoa, Arthropoda, Insecta, Hemiptera, Cicadellidae. The record is from RefSeq and is a predicted model, not a curated record.
AUGGUCAUUGAGACAAACAGAAAUGCCAGUAAAAUAUUGCAAGAAACCAGAUUGAGCCGCAGUAGCAGACUUAAAAAAUGGACUCCCACAGAUGAGAUAGAAAUGAGAAAGUUCAUUGGUAUCCUCAUAUGGAUGGGUUUGGCAAAUCAUCCCCGUAUCACAGACUAUUGGUCUGGCAACAUUUUGUACAAGAACUCGGUUGCUUGUAAAGUUAUGAGCAGGAACCGUUUUCAGCUGAUGCUCCUCUUUUCGCAUUUUAACGACCAUGCUGAAGAAGGACGUAGUGGGCGUAGUUCAAAGAUUUUACCCCUUGUAUCAAGCAUGAACGAGAUUUUUUUGAACAAAAAAUCUGCUGGCCAAGACUUUGUAAUAGACGAGACCAUGAUUCCCUACAGGAGGCGACUGUCAUUACGACAGUAUAUACCGAACAAAGCUCACAAAUAUGGGCUAAAGAUUUUCAAUCCAUGUGGUCAGCUUGGGUGUACCUAUUGUAUAAAAGUGUACAUGGGUAAAGGGACAAUUCACAAUGAAAAUAAUGAACUAGUUUCAACCUUAGUGGUCAUGAAGCUCAUGGAAAAUCACUUGGAUAAGGGACAAAUCUUAUACGUCGACAACAACUACACAUCAGGGCAACUUAACAAAAAUCUUUUAGCCAGAAGAACCCACCUGGUGGGUACUGUAAGGGCAAACAGGAAAGGUCUCCCUGUCGAAGUUAUGAAAGCACAAAUAAAAAAGGAGAAAUGA